This is a messenger RNA of Phytophthora sojae, 1266 nucleotides long. RefSeq lists its product as hypothetical. The record is from RefSeq and is a predicted model, not a curated record. The coding region runs from base 1 to 1266 and encodes 421 amino acids. The transcript is spliced from 2 exons. Lineage: Eukaryota; Oomycota; Peronosporomycetes; Peronosporales; Peronosporaceae. Gene Ontology annotation, biological process: proteasome-mediated ubiquitin-dependent protein catabolic process. Gene Ontology annotation, molecular function: protein binding.
AUGGCCGCCGACGACGCCAAGAAGCCCGCGGACCCCGCCGCCAAGGUACCGACGCUCAAGAAGCAGGCCAGCGUGGGCAACAUCUCCGAGGAGAUCGAGGACGACCUGAGCACGCUGCCCAACAUGAAGCUGAGCCAGCUGCACUUCCUGCUGCGGCACCAGCACUCGGGCGCGUCGACGCUGGGCGAGCCGGAUGCCGCGGCCGCCAAGCAGCAGGUGCUGGAGAUCAUCCAGCAGAGCGACAUGGCGCCCUUCUACCGCCUCGUGUGCGCCGAGUUCCAGUGGCCCGUGGACGCGGCGCUCGAGGCCCAGAUGAGCGCCAAGAACGAGCAGGAGCUGGCGCAGCUGGACGAGCGCCUGGCCGACGCCGAGCAGAACCUCGGCGACAUUGAGGUGCUGGAGGCGCUGCUGGCCAAGGCGCGCAUGUACUCGCGGAUCGGAGACGAGGAGAAGGCGCUGGAGGCCUUCAAGGUGGCGGGCGAGAAGCCUCAGUCCAUCAACCAGAAGAUCCUCGUGGCGCUGCACAUCAUCCGCAUCGGCCUCUUCUUCUCCGACCUGGAGCUGGUCGAGACGUACAUCAAGAAGGCCACGGCGCUGAUUGACGAGGGCGGCGACUGGGACCGUCGCAACCGCCUGAAAGUGUACGAGGGCUGCUACCUGCUGAUGGCGCGCGACUUCAAGAAGGCGUCCAAGCUCUUCCAGGAGUCAGUGGCUACGUUCACGGCCACGGAGCUCAUGCCCUACAACACGAUGGUGUUCUACUGCGUCAUCACGUGCGUGCUGAGCAUGAGUCGCGUGGACCUCAAGAAGAAGAUUGUGGACUCGCCCGAGAUCCUCGCGGUCAUCAACGAGAUUCCGUGUCUGACAGACUUCCUGAACGGACUGUACGACUGCAACUACAAGAGAUUCUUCACCGCCAUGGUGGACAUCCAGCCCUACAUUCUGCGUGACAAGUACCUGUCGACCCACUCGCGCUUCCUGUACCGCGAGCUGCGCGUGCUCGCGUAUGGUCAGUUCUUGGAGGCUUACCGCAGUGUGACCAUUGCCUCGAUGGCCACUGCCUUUGGCGUGAGCGUUGAAUUCCUGGACAAUGAGCUCGCACGUUUCAUUGCCGCUGGCCGACUGAACGCCAAGAUCGAUAAGGUGGCUGGCGUGAUUGAGACAAACCGCCCAGAUGCCAAGAACGCGCAGUACCAGGACGCCAUCAAGAAGGGCGACUUGCUGCUUAACCGCAUCCAGAAGCUUGCCCGAGUUAUCAACGUCUAG